Molecule: messenger RNA, 1074 nt
Organism: Dracunculus medinensis (Guinea worm)
Lineage: Eukaryota; Metazoa; Nematoda; Chromadorea; Rhabditida; Dracunculidae
Source: the annotation of a GenBank genome assembly
AUGCCUGAAAAUGCACAGAAUAUCGCAGUUACAGAGGCUAGUGCUGACGCCGUAGAUAUGUUGGCUAAGGAAGCUGAAGAACUACGGAAAAAAUUGGAAACUGAACGACAAAAACUUAAUGAUGUUUCAAUUGAACAAGCUGCGGAAAGGUUAGAAGCUUUAACUCAACUUAAUAUCAAGCAACGGCGCAUUUUAAAAGGUCAUGCUGGCAAAGUUUUAUGCAUGGAUUGGUCAUUAGAUAAACGACAUAUUGUUUCAUCUUCCCAGGAUGGUAAAGUUAUUGUUUGGGAUGGUUUUACAACAAAUAAAGAACAUGCAUUGACCAUGCCAACGACAUGGGUAAUGGCUUGCGCAUAUUCUCCUAGUGGACAAAUGAUUGCAUGUGGUGGCCUCGACAAUAAAUGUUCUGUGGUACCACUUAGUUUUGAAGAUGAUAUUCUGCAAAAACGACGUUCAGUUGCAACUCAUACUAGUUAUAUGUCGUAUUGCAUGUUUUUACGGUCUGAUAAUCUGAUGCUUACUGGCAGUGGAGAUUCAACUUGUGCAAUAUGGGAUGUAGAAAGUGGUCAGAUGAUUCAAAAUUUUCAUGGUCAUACAGGCGAUGUUUUUGCAUUAGAUGUGCCCAAAUGUGAUACUGGAAACAUUUUUAUUUCUGGAGGGGCUGAUAAACAUGCCCUCGUCUGGGACAUACGAACUGGGCAGUGCGUUCAAAGUUUCGAAGGUCAUGAUGCAGAUAUCAAUACAGUUCGAUUUCAUCCAAAUGGUGACGCAUUCGCAACUGGAUCCGAUGAUGCAUCGUGUCGUUUAUUUGAUCUCAGAGCAGAUCGUCAAGUAUGUGUGUAUGCUAAAGAAUCUGUUUUGUUCCCGGUUAAUGGAGUUGAUUUCAGUUUAAGCGGUCGAAUAUUAUUUGCUGGUUAUGGAGAUUAUCGUGUUGGUAUAUGGGACUCUUUGAAAUGUGUGCGGCAUUCUGUUCUUUAUGGGCAUGAAAAUCGGGUUUCAUGUUUACGUACAAGCCCUGACGGUACAGCAAUUUGUACUGCUAGCUGGGAUUGUACAAUCAGAAUCUGGGCUUGA